Botrytis cinerea B05.10 is the source of this 1419-nucleotide messenger RNA. RefSeq lists its product as hypothetical. The record is from RefSeq and is a predicted model, not a curated record. The transcript has 4 exons. Bases 190 to 1161 code for a protein of 323 amino acids. Lineage: Eukaryota; Fungi; Ascomycota; Leotiomycetes; Helotiales; Sclerotiniaceae.
GACUAAACAUUACUCAUCGAAGUCAAGUAAAUGUAUUAUGACUCUUGGAUUCCACACUUGAUCACACAAAAGUCGAGGAUAUUCAUUUGUAACUUCUCAACUUCUCGACUAUUACAAUUCAAGAUACCCAAAUCUCAAAGAUAAAAUACUACGGCAAGCUAACAAACCAUCUGUCAAAUAUUUAUCACAAUGGGAAUUCAUAGGAAAUUUACGGAGAAGGUCAAGACACAUCCAAAGUACUUUCAAAUAUUCCUCGUCGCUCUGGUUGUGACGUUCAUUAUAACUAUUCUCGUUGUAGGAUCUCUAUCUGAGCCCAACCGGCUCCUGCAGUUAUACGCUCCUUCUGAGAAGUAUGAUUUAUAUAAAGUUUAUUUCUUUCAAGUUUGCCGGUCUAAGAUUGAUGGAAUCAAUGAUGGCUGUCAUGGGUAUUUACCGGCGGUUCUUUCUAAUGAUGCUUCCAUUGCUGGAUUUCCAAACCUCAGAAUUAUCUUCGCCUUAUUUUUUCUGAGUGGCCUCGCCCAUCUCGUCCACGGCUAUUUCGGUAUAAGAGUUCAUUUGAAUCAUCUACAUCACCCCAAAAUCGAGAAUGCCAUGGCUUUUAUAUCCUUCUUCACCUCGCUCGCAGCUGCAAUCGCCUGUCCAUGGAUUUUGAUCGAUUACCGGUGCCGCAUUCAGUCUAUCAGUAACGACGAAAUCACUGUAGAUGUCAGUACUAGUAUUAUUGGACUGGGAUUCACGGCUGUGCUCUUCAGUCUCGUGAGUAGAGAGAUCCUGAUUGUGGGGACACUCAAGAAUGAGAGAGCGAUUCUAGCAUUUUCGAGCAGUGCAGAAGAUGGUGAGGGCCCACUUCAACCCUCUCAAGAUUACGGGGAUGAGGAGGGAGAUGAGGAGGAGAAUGGAUCGCCAAAGGUCCCGGUCCGAACUACUAAGGAAGAGUAUGCCAGGCCUGCUGUGGGAGGGUACCAGGGCAAGCCGGAAGAGUAUGCCAGGCCUGCUGUGGGAGGGUACCAGGGCAAGCCGGAAGAGUAUGUCAGGCCUGCUGUGGGAGGGUACCAGGGCAAGCCGGAAGUGGUAUCGCCUUCAUCUGGAUACGUAUCGCGACCUCAAGGACCUGCAUACCAAUCGCGACCUCAAGGACCUGCAUUUCCACCGGGCAUAUGAUUCCGCCCGCGACUCAGUUUGGAAUUUAUGAUUAAAGAGUUAGUAAAGCAAUGUAAAAUACGUGGUUUCGACACCAACCCCACGUGGGAAGAUGGACGGAUAUCCAGUGGGCAUCAGUUGAAGUUUAUGGCUGUGGGGAUUUAUAGUAAAUAGCAACGCGCAGUGUAUUUAACCGUUUGCAAGUAGUCAGACUCGAGACUCGUUAAGCUUGGGAGCGUUCAGGGUGUUGGGGAAAAUAGUAAUCUCGUUGUUUUUCUA